UAAGAUAAAAUUUAUCUAGCAAAUCCUAUUCCCUAAUCUUUAUUUAAUACAUAUACCAAGUAGUUCACGGUCUGGUCUAGUCGUUGUUUAUUAACCUUCUCAAGCAGCAUGACCGCAUAAAGCUCGACUCGGCAUUUAUUUGAGGUCCUGUGCUUCGCCUCCCCCCUGCGUUUUUUGUUGUAAACUGCGAGGAAGAAGGUCUUUUCUAGAAGAUGGUGUCUUUCGCAAGGGCUAUACCUGGCCGUUUAGGCCGGUCAGCUCUUAAAUUGAGGGCUUCAACUCCCUUGAGCUCUCGGUUGCAGCGUACAGCUCCAUGGAUAUGCCAUAGCUGCACUUACAAGGCCGUAGCAACGGCUACUCAGAGACGGUCGUUCACUACCAUUGACAGGACGCAAGUGGCGAGUUAUGCCGACCUGGACACAUUCCCUCGUCGCCACAUCGGUCCUGAUGAAAAUGAUACUGCUGAGAUGCUGAAGGCUCUGUCGCCCCCAGUCGACGAUCUGGAUAAAUUUGUUCAGCAAGUUAUUCCGCCUAACAUCUUAUCCAAGAAAAAGCUUGAUAUUCCUCCCCAUACCGGGCCACAAAGUGAAUCAAGUCUAAAGGCGAAGGUGAAGGAAUACCAGUCCAAAAUCACAGUAAAGAAGAGCUUCCUCGGUCAAGGUUACUAUGGAACGCAUACGCCAGCCGUUAUUCAACGAAACGUCCUGGAGAACCCCGCCUGGUAUACCAGCUACACCCCUUAUCAGCCGGAAAUUAGUCAGGGCCGGUUGGAGUCCCUCGUUAACUUCCAAACUGUGGUGACGGACCUGACAGGGCUUCCUAUAGCCAAUGCCAGUCUUUUGGAUGAAGGCACCGCCGCUGCCGAAGCAAUGACCCUCUCUAUGAACGCCUUGUCGACGCAGAGAGCUAAACGAGAAGGAAAGACUUUCGUCGUCUCUAAGUCCCUUCACCCGCAGACGAUAUCCGUCUUACGUGCACGUGCGGACGGCUUUGGUAUCAAGAUAUCGGAGCUCGACCUGUCGAAGGAUGAAGCACGUACCGAGAUUGAGAACAUCGGCGAAGAUCUGGUUGGUGUUAUGGUCCAGUAUCCUGACACAUACGGUCAAGUAGAAAACUUCCAGCCUCUGGCCGACUUGGUACAUAAACAAGGUGCCCUUCUCAGCGUUGCCACUGAUCUGCUGGCUUUGACCAUGCUCAAACCCCCAGGAGAAUGGGGGGCUGACAUCGCCUUCGGAAGCGCGCAAAGAUUUGGUGUACCGAUGGGAUUUGGCGGCCCGCAUGCUGCCUUCUUCGCCGUUCAGGAGAAGCACAAGCGGAAGAUGCCUGGACGAUUGAUUGGCUUGUCUAAAGACCGACUAGGUGGAAAGGCGUAUCGGUUAGCACUGCAGACGCGAGAACAGCAUAUUCGAAGAGAGAAGGCGACUAGUAACGUAUGCACGUCACAAGCGCUUUUGGCUAAUAUGAAUGCUCUCUACGCGAUUUAUCACGGUCCCGAGGGCCUCAAGGCAAUCGCCGAGCGAGUUGUCCGAGGGGCGCGAGUUGUGCAAGCUAUUGCCGAAGAACACGGGUUCGCCACGCAGAAGAGCAAGUGGAGCAACGACGGCAGCGUUGUCUUCGAUACAGUCAUUAUUGACGUCGGAUCCAAAGAGCGCCAGGUUCUAUCCGUGAGCAUAGCACAUGAACACGGAAUGUAUAUCCGUCAAAUUGGUGAGCAGCAAAUUGGUAUUUCGAUUGAUGAAACGACAACACUGGAUGACUUGGUCAAAGUAUUCCAAGUAUUUGCUACUACGGCUGUUAAUAUCGAUGCUUCCGCGUAUGACGCGGCGGAGGGUCGCGUUCGUCAGAUACUCGAAAAGCAUGCCGAUUCGGUAGAUAUCCCAGACGCCUUUAAACGAACCUCAAGCUUCUUGACGCAUCCUGUCUUUAAUACGCACCACUCAGAGACCGAAUUACUACGAUACAUCUACCAUCUACAGUCCAAGGAUCUGUCGCUUGUCCACUCCAUGAUUCCUCUUGGCUCAUGCACCAUGAAGCUUAAUGGAACCACGGAAAUGUCGCUUAUCACGCUACCUGAAUUCUCUCAGAUUCACCCGUAUACCCCACAGGCGUUUGUACCGGGUUACAAUAGCCUCCUGGAGAUGUUCCGAGGUCAGCUACGUGACAUAACGGGAAUGGAUGCUGUUUCUCUUCAACCAAAUUCGGGAGCACAAGGUGAAUUCGCUGGUCUACGAGCAAUCAGAGACUACCACAAGGCACAAGGAAAUGGUGGGAAGAAACGGGAUAUUUGCCUUAUUCCUGUAUCUGCUCAUGGUACAAACCCUGCUUCUGCCGCCAUGGCUGGUAUGCGGGUGGUACCAAUCAAAUGUAACACCAUUACUGGCAACCUUGACCUAGAAGAUCUCGAAGCAAAGUGCAAAAAGCACCAGGAAGAGCUCGGGGCUAUCAUGGUUACUUACCCUAGCACUUUUGGUGUGUUUGAACCCGAGAUCAAGAAGGUCUGCGAGCUAGUGCACGAACACGGUGGUCUAGUCUACAUGGACGGGGCAAACAUGAAUGCGCAAAUUGGGCUCUGCUCUCCGGGAGAGAUCGGUGCUGAUGUAUGCCACCUGAACCUUCACAAGACUUUCUGUAUCCCACACGGCGGAGGCGGCCCUGGCGUGGGCCCCAUUUGCGUAAAGCAGCGUCUUCAACCCUACCUUCCGAGGGACCCCAACGCUGAGGGCAAGGCAGCCAGCGGUGGCUAUGCGGUAAGCAGCGCCAACAAUGGUAGCGCCAGUAUCAACCUCAUCAGUUGGGCGUAUAACACCCUGAUGGGCGCUGAAGGUCUCACCCAAGCUACUAAAAUUACUCUACUGAACGCUAAUUACAUUCUCUCACGUCUCAAGCCCCACUACCAGAUCUUAUACGUGAAUGAGCACGGACGUUGUGCUCACGAGUUCAUCAUUGAUGCCCGACCUUUCAGCAAGUCAGCUGGUAUCGAGGCCAUUGACAUUGCCAAGCGUCUACAGGAUUACGGCUUCCACGCCCCAACGAUGAGUUGGCCCGUCGCCAAUACUCUAAUGAUUGAGCCGACUGAGAGUGAGAGCAAGGAGGAGCUUGACCGCUUUAUCGACGCUCUGAUCAGUAUCCGCGGGGAGAUUCGCGAAAUCGAAGAGGGCAAGGCCCCGCGCGAGGGCAAUGUCUUGAAGAUGUCGCCGCACACUAUGCAGGACCUAAUUGCAGGCGACGGCGGUGAGGGUGGCAAGUGGGAGCGAUCCUACUCGCGAGAGAAGGCGGCAUACCCUCUGCCGUGGCUUAAGGAGAAGAAGUUCUGGCCGACUGUUACAAGGGUAGACGACGCAUACGGCGACUUAAACCUCUUCUGUACCUGUCCACCAGUCGAGGAUACGACAUAAAUGAUUAUUGUUUUCCCUAGCAGCAGCAUCUUUCCGGCGUAGCGCAUAUAUGAAUGAUAUCCAGUUUUCAACAUCAUGGAGAAAGGGAAAGAGAAAAAAAAGGCGUACGGCGGAUUAGAUGGGCCCAUUCAACACACAAAUAUGGUAGAGUUGGGGGUGGCAACGGAGUUUUAUCAACUCUUCCGGGGCAUAAGGCGUUUUUUUCGGGAGACAACCGUUCAACAGCGUUAACGUCUUUUUCUUUAACAUGCAAGGGAGCAGUUUGGUUGGGUUUGACUAAGAAUCACCAACAUCGUCAUCAUCAGCAUCAUCAUUGGGGGGGGAUAGGUUAGGUAUGCACAUAUGUGGGCGUGCAAAUUAUUCAACUACGCAAGCGAGGUGUAUGCAUCUGGGCCCAUUUAACUGGGCUAGAUCUGGCAGGUGGGAGGAGGAGGGAGUAAAGGGAAAAAGGAGAUAGCUAGCGUUGGAACUUUUUUUUUUUUCUUUAUGUUGAUCUAGACGAAUGAGAACGCUAGAUCAAGAUAUGCGUAGAUUUGACUCUAUAUAACUAGUAUAUAUUACUAAUAGAGUUCUCUGUUCCGCUAGAA
Daldinia caldariorum is the source of this 3982-nucleotide messenger RNA. RefSeq names its product glycine dehydrogenase mitochondrial precursor. The coding region runs from base 213 to 3395 and encodes 1060 amino acids. Gene Ontology annotation, biological process: glycine decarboxylation via glycine cleavage system. The record is from RefSeq and is a predicted model, not a curated record. Gene Ontology annotation, cellular component: mitochondrion; glycine cleavage complex. Gene Ontology annotation, molecular function: glycine dehydrogenase (decarboxylating) activity; glycine binding; pyridoxal phosphate binding. Lineage: Eukaryota; Fungi; Ascomycota; Sordariomycetes; Xylariales; Hypoxylaceae. The transcript has 3 exons.